Colletotrichum phormii is the source of this 474-nucleotide messenger RNA. RefSeq lists its product as uncharacterized. The record is from RefSeq and is a predicted model, not a curated record. The transcript has 2 exons. The annotation marks the transcript as partial. Lineage: Eukaryota; Fungi; Ascomycota; Sordariomycetes; Glomerellales; Glomerellaceae.
CCCAAAGUUAAAGCAGCCCGGCAUUCGUGUGUACCUUGACAAAACGCAAUGGUGGUUUGCUCAACCCCCCUUAACCUGGUAUCUUGAUCUCCACUUCCCACCUACUGGGCUACUUCUGCUGGAAUGGCUUUAAAGUCUCCUCAAUCUUUUUCUUUGUCUCCUUCUCAUGUUUCCUCCGGGAGAAAUGCCCACCCCUGCGCAAUUGCUCUCGAUGUCUUUGUUCCCUCUCUUGCUUCUUUACAUAUUUAGCCGUUUCUUUCUCUCCAAUGCGAGUGGAAGAAGAAACAGUGGCAAGGUCGUUGUCGCCAUAAGGGUCGGUUCCUCCGUGGAAACUUCCAGCUUCCGCUGUGUUGUCUGCAUGCUGAUGGUAGCUUGGACGUUGCUCGACAUACUGGGCUUGGUGAUAUUGCUGAGUUGACGUCUGGUUUGUGUUCGAGUAGGAUGGUUCUGUGUAAGGAUACCAUUGUCCAUUGC